Podarcis lilfordi (Lilford's wall lizard) is the source of this 396-nucleotide messenger RNA. The record is from the annotation of a GenBank genome assembly. NCBI's taxonomy places the organism in Eukaryota, Metazoa, Chordata, Lepidosauria, Squamata, Lacertidae.
AUGAAUUUAUUCCGCUUCUGUGGGAUGCAUGCUGGUGGGAUGCAUGCUGGCUAUCCAAUCAUGUCUGAUGUGACUGUGUCAGUGACUGGACACCAGUCAGUGAAGAUCACCAAUAUGCAAAUGUACACUGAGGGGGCCUGGGAUGCUCUCCGGGAGCUGGGUCACAACCAGCAGAGGAGUGGGUGGGAUUUCCCACCCCAUACCACAGAUGCCACCUGCUAUCUCUGGUCCAUCUAUGUCAAUGAAACUGUGCUGGAAAUCCCAAGAGAGAAAGCCCACCCAGAUCUUGACCCCAAUGUGAGGAAGAAGAGGGUGAAGGACUAUAUUCAAGGUGGAGCUCAGCUGAAGGACUUCACAGCCUGGACUGCGCUGGAACCCUACCUUACAGGUAAAUAA